AUGCUGAACACUGCAAUAACGACGAAAAACUAUGAAGACAUUGAUCCUCGGUUGGUCACUAAACAGGUGGCACGGCGCCGCCACUAUACGCUCAGUGACAUCGCGCGUCACAGCUCUCACUACGAUUGCUGGGUGGCUCUUUUUGGACGCGUGCUCGAUCUGACGCCUUUGCUAGUAAAGCACCAAAACGAGUUAGCUCUACCUCUCAUAGCAGCCGCCGGCACAGACAUUUCGGACUGGUUCGACGAGGAGACACGAAAUCCUAAACGGCAUAUCGAUCCCGCAACGGGAAUCGAACAGCCUUAUACACCUCAGGGCAGAUUCAUUCAUAUCCCGCCUCCCUAUCCCUCUGCCGAUUGGGCAACAAAUAUCGAGACGCCUUGGUGGCUCGAUGAGAAAUACGUGAUUGGACAUCUCACGAAGAAAGCGCGGAAAAUCCGAAUACGGAAUCUGCUGGUUCAACAUGACGUGGUUCUUGAGGUGGCAUCCGAGGACACAAUCAAAGAAAUACAAGCAAGGUAUCUAAGCGAGAACGACCAUGCCGGUUCUUACAUGUGGACACGACUCGAAAAACCGUUGGACAUGGAGAGAACUCUGGAGGAGAACGGAAUACCAGACGAGGAGGCGCGCCUACGCACUCUCGGCAUCAACCCCGAUGACCACAUUCCCGCUCUCCACUUGUACUUCAACGACGACUUGACGGUUGCGUGA
This is a messenger RNA of Besnoitia besnoiti, 711 nucleotides long. Its product is annotated as flagellar associated protein. NCBI's taxonomy places the organism in Eukaryota, Apicomplexa, Conoidasida, Eucoccidiorida, Sarcocystidae. The transcript has a single exon. The coding region runs from base 1 to 711 and encodes 236 amino acids. The record is from RefSeq and is a predicted model, not a curated record.